Molecule: messenger RNA, 828 nt
Organism: Schistocerca cancellata (South American locust)
Lineage: Eukaryota; Metazoa; Arthropoda; Insecta; Orthoptera; Acrididae
Product: ice-structuring glycoprotein-like
Exons: 2
Coding region: 1-828 (275 amino acids)
Source: RefSeq, a predicted model, not a curated record
AUGAGUGCUGCCUUCGCAAGGAGUGCUGCCUUCGCAAGGAGUGCUGCCUUCGCAAGGAGUGCUGCCUUCGCAACGAGGGCUGCAUUUGCAGGGAGUGCUGCCUUCGCAAGGGGUGGUGCCUUCGCAAGGAGUGCUGCCUUUGCAAGGAGUGCUGCCUUUGCAAGGAGUGCUGCCUUUGGAAGGAGUGCUGCCUUCAGUGCUGCCUUCGCAAGGAGUGCUGUCUUCGCAAGGAGUGCUGCCUUCGCAAGGAGUGCAGCCUUCGCAAGGAGUGCUGCCUUCGCAAGGAAUGCUGCCUUCGCAAGGAGUGCUACCUUCCCAAGGAGUGCUGCCUUAGGACGUAGUGCUGCCUUCGCUAGGUGUGCUGCCUUGGUACAGAGUGCAGCCUUCGCAAGGAGUGCUGCCUUCGCAAGGAGUGCUGCCUUUGCACAGAUUGCUGCCUUCGCACGGAGUGCAGCAUACGCACAGAGUGCUGCCUUCGCAAGAGGUGCUGCCUUCACAGGGAGUGCUGCUUUCGCAUGGGGUGGUGCCUUCGCAAGGAGUGCUGCCUUCGCAGGGAGUGCUGCCUUCGCAGGGAGUGCUGCCUUUGCAAGGAGUGUUGCCUUCGCUAGGAGUGCUGCGUUCACUACGAGUGCUGCCUUCGCAAGGAGUGCUGCCUUCGCAAGGAGUGUUGCCUUCGCAAGUAGUACUGCCUCCGCAAGGAGUGCUGCUUUCGCAAGGAGUGCUGCCUUCCAAGGAGUGCUGCCUUCGCUACAAGUACUGCCUUCGCACGGCGUGCUGCCUUCGCAAGCAGGGCUCCUUUCGCAGGGAGUGCUGCUUCGCAAGGGGUAA